This is a messenger RNA of Sitophilus oryzae (rice weevil), 693 nucleotides long. It is a transcript of the gene strat, whose product is annotated as guanine nucleotide exchange factor MSS4 homolog. The transcript is spliced from 2 exons. Lineage: Eukaryota; Metazoa; Arthropoda; Insecta; Coleoptera; Curculionidae. Gene Ontology annotation, biological process: post-Golgi vesicle-mediated transport; small GTPase-mediated signal transduction. The record is from RefSeq and is a predicted model, not a curated record. The coding region runs from base 149 to 598 and encodes 149 amino acids. Gene Ontology annotation, molecular function: guanyl-nucleotide exchange factor activity; zinc ion binding. Gene Ontology annotation, cellular component: membrane; cytosol.
ACAGCACCAGCUGUUUUUGAAGUUUGAAUAGUUUGGUUCUGGUUCUGUGUUUGGUUCAUAGGUUUGGUUUGGAAUUUGGAAUAAAUACUAAUAAAUAUAACGUGAAUACAGACGCUUAUCGUCAGUUAUCGUUUAUUUUUGUGCAAAUAUGCCUGACUGUAGUGAAUAUUACCAAACAGAAAUUAGUGAAGGAAGAAACAAACGUGUGAUAAAAUGUAAAUUUUGUUCUUCAGUUAUUUUAACACCUUCUAGUGCUUCAUUUACAAGAUUAGAGGUUAGAAAAUAUAUAUGUCUUAAUUUGAUUAUUUUUCAUGUAACAAUGUAUGAACCUGUUAUUAUUAUAUAUAAAUUACCUCAUAUUAGACAAACAAAAGGUAGUGAGUCAGAUCCAGAAACAGAAGACAUAAUACAUUUUUGGGCUGUGGAAGAUAUGAUGACGUUUUACAAUGUAGGAUUUUCAAAUACAGUGGGAAAUACAAAAUAUCUUACAUGUGCAGAUUGCGAAGCUGGUCCUAUUGGAUAUCACGAUAUUCCCAGCAAAAUGAGUUAUGUGGCAUUAUCAAGAGUAUUACAUUCAAAUUCAACUGAAAAGAAUUGAUUUUGCAGAUUUGUAUCUUAUUUAGUAAUUUAAUAGAUAUUAAGCUUUUAUUAAGCAUGCACUUGUUAAUAUAUGAAUAUUUAGUAAUUCCUUUC